CACCGAUUGUAUUUUGUUGCUGGUUUAUAUACUUUUUGUUUAUAAUCGUGAUUUCCGUUCCACUUCAGAAUGAACACUUCCACGUCCGUUUCGCUCACUUGAACUUAUCAGCAACCAAGAAUUUCUGUAUAUAACUCCCAGCUUACUCACCUAAUUUCAAUCGAGGUCGCUGAUGGAUACAAUCGACUGACCGACAACCUUGACUUGUUGAAAGUCCAUGAGUACACCGCCGGAUUUAAUUUCAUUUGACAACCCGAUAGAAGCCAGUACCAACAAAACACUAGAGCUCCGAAAGUUGUUUGAUCCGUUAUUCACAGAUGUAUCGUCUACGCCGAUUGUGGCUGCAUCCCGAAAUCCAUCUCGCAAACCUCGAAUCCCCCCACCCGUACCUCCAAGGUGUCCAAUGAAACAUCCCGUUGGAUUUCGUAUUGAUAAUGUUGUGAAUUCAAAACCGGACAAUGUGGCUGCAGAGGACCUGGCCUCAUUACUGGACUUAUUUCUAGUUCCUUCAACGACAAAGCCAAAGAAUACUCCGUCGUCUCAGUCACCGAAACUGCAAUCUAAACCCGAUGCAAGUGAGAUUGGUGGAUAUCAGCCUCCUGGUUCGGACACACUUUUGGAACGACCAGUAAGACGCAGAAGACCAUUAAAACAGCAGGGAUCGACCUUUGUGUCCAACACGCAAGCGACUACUGAAUUGGAGUUUUUUGUCAGCGCUGUGGAAAACCUCAAACAUCAGAAACGAGAAGCUCGAAAACCGAGAACUAUAGUCUAUUCCUUCGUCUCCCCGUUUGAUGAUAUAAUCGGUCAAAGUUUGCCACCCGACGAUAGCAGCCCACUCUAUGGUGAUUCCGUCGUGUUCGAUGCCGUUUAUGGGCAAUUAACAUCUUCAGUUACACGUGCGAACUCCAUCGAAGGAGAAGAUCAUGUUCCACUACGUAAAACUAGUGUCGAUCAGGUGCGUGGCAUUUGUCCGAAAAAGAUCAAGAACGAUAAGACCGAAGCUGCCACACCGACUCACUGGAAAAACACCCCCCGAUGGACCAUCCCACAAAUUGAGGUACGGAUCAACAUGCACGUUGGGCUACAUGCGAAACUCUGUCUUCCGCAAGUUGAUGAUGCGAGCCCCACGGCAGGUCUCAAGUCUACCGGAAAACCACGUUCUUCUGCAGCCUGCCGUUCGUCUGUUUUACUUGGUUCCCCUCGAGUUCGAUUGGUCUGUGAUCCCAACAGCACCCUAGUGAGUGAACUCAUGUUGGAAGCGCUUUCCAAUGACGUUGUGCCGCCAAAUACGGAUCUGAAUGUCAACAAAUAUCAGCUGCGUCUUCAUGGACGUGCGGAGCUUCUUAAUCCGGAUGCCCGUCUCUGCGAUUGCAACCAAGUGCAGCUAUGUCAUCGCCUGGACCUACCAUUACGACUGAUUUUGGAGCCGAGGCUGCAUAACGACAGUUCUGUCUUGUCGACAGGAGAUGCAUCAACCGGUGAGAAUUUCAAACCUCAGUCCAUGCCCAUAACCAACUCUGGGACUAUUCCUAGCGAAGAGGAAAUUCUCAUCGCCUAUGGUGUAUUCCAGAAUGCUGUUGAGAAGGUUCGAACAGUUUUCUCUCCAGGGAGCAGUUUGACUGAAGAACGAUCUGCGACGCGUCCAAGUGAAAUUCAGCGCUCAAUUUCCAUGUUAACUCAGUCAGUGAAGGCUGUCUUGGUUGCCGCUUGUCAGUCUAUAGCCUUCGCAGAUGUUCUUAAUGCACUGGGAAACGUCCAAGUAAUGCUAGCCAAUGUCUUGAAUGAUGUUGAGGGAUCUACUUCGGCAGAAGCACUUGUAGGAUCCAUUCGCCGAGGGAAAAUAACCGACAAACCCUUUACCGAUUUAACCAAGGAAUCUGCAGCUUCGCGCAAUGCUAGUGGUCUGGCAAUUGGGAGCUGCGUUUCUGACGAGCAUCUGCAGAAGCUAGAACGUGAACUAAAUGCGCUCGAGUACUCCUUACUCGUCCAACUCAGCGCAUUUUUCGACUGGCGGCAGGUGGGACUGCGUGUUAACCCAGAUGUCCUCACCCACUUUCAUCAACACAGUCGACGUCAAGCAUCUCAGUCAAGUUUCUCUGGACGACCUCUUGGAGUGAUACUCGAUAAAAAUGCCAUAGAUGCGUCUCGUUUGACAGAAUCUUGUUCAGCAACUCGAGAGGUUCGCAGCUCCGAUACCUGUCUUGAUCCAUUUCUGGUUGGCCUGAUUGCUAUUCAUCGGCUCCCUCAGAAGCAGCUCCCUGUUGACUCCCCCGUGGAUGAAUCUGGUCGACAAAACAGUUCUCCGCAACGAAUCCCCUUAAACCCAGACUAUCGGUCGGAUACCAAUUUUCAUGUGCUGCUCACGCUGACGUACGCGGGGCGCAGACUAGGCCAAUGUUAUCCGCCCGAUUUAGAUUUGCAACCAAGUGUUCAUCGCACCGCUGGACAAGCCCUAUCGCGCGACAGUUUUCUAAGUGACCCUGGCCGAUCGCAGCGUAUUCAACCCGGGUUCCUUGGUGCCCUGCACUUUGAUCAAUGGUUUAAGUUCCCAGGUUUUUCUAUCAGCCAGUUGCCGCGAGAGGUUUUACUUGCAGUAUCACUCUUCUCGUGUAAACGACAAACGGGAGAAAAUCCGUUAGAUGGUACCUUGUUCGGCUGGGUCAACAUUCCACUCUUCGAUGCGAAUGGCUACCUGAGGCAAAACACCAUCGUAGCCGGUUUAUGGCCUCCGUGUGAACGUAUGCAAGAAUACCGUCCCAGUUGGUCCCAACCCAACCGCGCCAGUGACUGCCCGGUCGUUCAGAUUUGCCUUCCGGAAUACCAAUACGACAUUGAAUUUCCCCUCAUACAGCCGGAUAACACGGAAAUAUUCGAAAAAAAUGCUCGAACGAAAAGCGAUGGUUUGGUAUCCGAGGCGAACAAAGCCAUAUCCCACGCCCAGUGUUCGAUUUUUAUGCAUUCGAUCAACCCAGAUCUUUCCGGUCGUGCAGCCACACGCUGUCUGGCUUUGUACAGUGAAGCAGCUUCUGCAAGUCAUCGUGCGGGCCGGCUGUGCAAAAAUCACACACCCCUUCCUGGUCUUAGACUCGGUGCGCUGAAUCCAGUCUCCUCUGGUGAUCAGUACACGUCGGCCUCAGUAUCACCCACAUCAACCAUUGACCCGAUCGGUAGCACCUUGUCCUUCCCACCAGGUGUGGCUGUAGAAGUGCUCUGGAAUCUACGGUGGCAUUUACACGAGCAACCGAGCGCCCUAGUGGCUCUGCUGACGAGUGUGUUGGUUGUCUGGCCGCAAGAGACCCGUGGAGUAGAAUCCACUCGUCCGGUUGUUUGGUCCUGGUCUGCAUUGCUGCGCGCCGUGUACAGCCUACUUGUCGGAUUUCCACCCGCUUCUCCCGGUCUUGCACUCCGUCUUCUGGCUCCUGAUGUUGCCGACCAGGCUAUUCGUCACUGGGCUGUCCAGUCCCUGGCAGUUCUGCCUCCAGAUAUUCUCCUACAUUAUUUACCCCAACUAUUGGAAACUGUCAACUACGAUAUCUAUCUGGACUACUCGGGACUUGCGUCGCUUCUUCUCCAGCGGUCUAGUUCGUCAAUGCGGUUUGCCAACGCUCUGUUCUGGUCUCUGACUACGGCAUUAUGCGCAUCUCCCGCCAGCUCUCCUACCGCCGGUGUCCCAUCAGUCUCAUCCGAUUGGCGGUCUCGCCGUCUCUUGCUUCUGAAGAGUGCUCUACUCUAUCUCUCUCAUCCGCGUCUGCGCAAUGCUUGGCGACGUCAAGAAGAGGCAAUAGGGCGGCUCACUGAUGCUGCCACACCACUCUCGUUUGAACGGCCGUGUUCCUGUUCUGGCGUAAUUAUUCCGGUGAGUCCACACCAAAGAGAAGCACUGGACUCGAGUUUCGCUCUUAUUAGAGCUCAUCAGCAGUGCAUAUCCAAUGGCCGGGAUUUGAACCCCGGACAUCUGACAUGCGAGGCGAGCGCGAACUUGUUCACACUUGAGCGAUGCGAUUGGUGUGCCCGACUCAUCGAACGACGACCCAGUAACUGUCCUGGUUGUGACGAUCGAUUUGACCUGCCGUCAGGACUUCCCACACUCGCUGUUAAGCGAGCCAAAGCAGGCAGCGGAGCCAUACGUGAAACUAUUCUUCAGAACCACAUGCGCUCGUUCAUGGAAUGGUUAAAUGCAGGUAGUUGUCAGCCUUCGAUGACGUGCGACCAAUCUGCGUCAGAGUUCUCAAAUUCGCCACCGCGUCUACCUGAAAAACAUUCCCCCCUAAUAGUUUUGGACGAGCCGUCUGAGAAAUCGACGCAAGAGGAAGAAUUAGAGAAGACACAAGAACAAGCUGUCUCAUCGCACUUAUCGAAAUCGAGCACUGUCGUGGCUUCAAACUCCAUCUCCAUGUAUGACGUUGGUUUUCGUAUGCCUUACAAUCCCGGACUGUUGACGCAUCGGUUGGAUAUCGCGGCAUGUACCUACUUCGCUUCAUUCACUUGUCCGUUACGUUUGGUCUUCCAUGCCCUAGAUACGGGGGCUGAGCCAAUAAUGACGAUGUUCAAGGUGGGCGAUGAUCUACGCAAAGACAGCCUUAUUACACAGCUGACGUUUUUGAUGGACCGUAUUUGGCUAGAAUCCGGCUUGGAUCUCAGAAUGAUUCAUUUUCGCACUGUGCCUACUGGUGACAAACAGGGACUGAUUGAACUGGUAUCAGAGUGUUGCACACUGAGAGAGAUCCAACAACAAGUUGGUGGAUUGACGGGCCCCUUCAAGGAAUCAGUUAUCACAAACUGGCUACAGUCCCAAAACACCACUGAGUUGGACUAUAUACGAUCCUUGGACAACUUUCUGCGCUCUCUUGCGGGCUGUUGUGUGACAACCUACGUGUUAGGAGUUGGUGACCGGCACAACGACAAUAUCAUGGUCCGCUUCUCCGGCCAUCUUUUUCACGUGGAUUUUGCAAAAGCCUUUGGACACGCACAAACAUUUGCCGGGUUUAAACGGGAUCGCGUUCCUUUUGUCCUAACGCAUGAUAUGUUUCAUGUGCUCCAAGCGUAUUCCAAAGAGCUGAACGAUGCUUCGAGCACAAGUUCUUCAUCUUCACUUCCCACGGGUUCGCGACUACAUCGUGCCGGCCGUGAAGGUGUACAGCUCUUCAUAGACUAUUGUUGCCAGGCCUAUAACUUGAUCCGCAAGCACUCCUAUUCGCUAAUCUUCCUUUUGGAUAUGAGUCUAUCAAUGAAUAUACCGGGUGUCACCCGUGACAGCGUCCGUUAUCUGAUGAGUACGCUCCAGUUGGAGCUUUCGGAACAAGAAGCGAGCCAACAUUUUACCGGACUCAUUCGCAAAACGUUGAAUUCACGUGCCCCUGCUCUCAAUUUCUUCGUACACGGUCUGGCCCAGGCGAAGCAAUCGUCGAAUUCGGCUAGUUCGUCCGGAGCAAGCGGAGCUUCUAUUGCUGGCACAAACUCCGCACCGGAGAUGAUAAGUCUUGUACGAACUUCUCGGCCUACUAACAAAUCAGCUCAACGACAAGGUAGUCUGUCGCCUGGACAGAUAUUCUCCUUUGUGCCCAAGCGAUUCACCCUAUCGGAACGUGGGGAAAUCGAUGCUGUGGUCGUAGAAGCUGCAGUCAAACUACGAGCGAGUGAUAAACACUCGGACCAUUACUUUCCAAUGUCUGUCUGGCGAAAAGACUGCCGAAUACCAACGCGGGUAUAUCGUCGUAUCCCCGACCUGAUCGAACUGUGCAGCGUCGUUCAUGAUGCGUUUUCGGACUUCGCUGAUCUUACGAACAUUCCACUUCUGGUAGGGUCUCUGACUGCGAACCACGUGACAUCAAUUCGCACACAAAACACUGUCCAGGAGCUAGUCGACUAUCUUCUCGAAGCAGACUUGAAAAUCAGGAAGAGCGAACCACUGUGUAUCUUCUUCCACAGCCUCCUAUUUGACGAGAAAUUUGCAGCCAAAGAGGCCCAACACAUGAGUAACGAAUCACAGUUCACAUUUUGGGGUAGCCCGUCUUCUUCAAGUGAAACCCCGCCCACCGCCGUAGUUCACACAGACUCCUACGACGCGUGUUCCAUUCUCAGACCAUCUGACCAAACCGCUGCCAUACAGCUGCAGUUUCAAUUAAGCGAGAAUGCACAGCGGUUAGAUAUACUUAUCAAACACGGACGUGCCUUGCUGAUUCCCGGUACAAACGAACUUCCUGAUGUUUAUGUGAAAAUCUACUUGCUUUCGGGUCGUCGAAAGAAAUCCACCAAACGGAAAACCACUGUUAUCAGACGAUCAAGUUCGCCGACCUUCAAUACUGCGUUUUCGUAUGAUCUCAGUACCUACGAUUUACACACAGGCUUCCUCGAAGUCUCAGCUUGGCACGCAGUCAACCUUGGGGAAAAUUUUUCCUUGGGUCAAGCUUAUAUUCAACUACGGUCACUACGUCCCGGCUGCUGUAUCACGAAAUGGUACCCGCUUUUGCAAGAUCUAACAGUCGCUUAAGUGCCCAGUGAUCGUGAACGUGAAGACAGAUUUAUUUCACGAUACCCACUCCGUUGACCUUGGCUGUUUGAGAUCGUUAUUUUUUCACUUUUCAUCAGGCUUGCCUUGCCUUACACGAAGGCUGUUUUGUUUGUUUUGUACUUUUAAUGGUAUAUUUUAUAGUACUUAUUUUCCCAGCCUUUUCCCGUCAACCAUUGCUUCCCCACAUCCUUCUCCUGCUUGCACUCAGCUGCCUCGUCCUUCGUCCCAUCCGAAAGCAGACCAUGUGCCCCACUAUUUUCCAUCAAUCUCAUCAUCAUAUUGCACGUCCCCUCCCUGCCUCACCUCCACUUGUCUGCCAGGGAAUGUUAGAGUUGUGCCUGUCGGAUCUUCUCUUAUCAGUUCCCUGUUCCAUCUGUGAUUGGUUUUAUCCCAAUGAAAUAACCUGCCG
Opisthorchis viverrini is the source of this 6923-nucleotide messenger RNA. RefSeq lists its product as hypothetical. The record is from RefSeq and is a predicted model, not a curated record. Gene Ontology annotation, cellular component: phosphatidylinositol 3-kinase complex; plasma membrane; cytoplasm. Gene Ontology annotation, molecular function: 1-phosphatidylinositol-4-phosphate 3-kinase activity; 1-phosphatidylinositol-3-kinase activity. The coding region runs from base 218 to 6493 and encodes 2091 amino acids. The transcript has 34 exons. Gene Ontology annotation, biological process: phosphatidylinositol-3-phosphate biosynthetic process; phosphatidylinositol-mediated signaling; phosphatidylinositol 3-kinase/protein kinase B signal transduction. Lineage: Eukaryota; Metazoa; Platyhelminthes; Trematoda; Opisthorchiida; Opisthorchiidae.